CUUCGCAGACCUUCUCCUCCCUCGACCAGCCGACAUUGACGCUGCCUGCUCUCCCGCUUCCGUCCGGAAGUACAGGGAAUUGCUGACUCAAGCCCGCGCAAAUAUGCAAAAGGCUCAAGUCCGCAUGCAGCAGCAAGCCAACAGGCGUCGCGUACCAUGUCCCAUCCGCGCCGGUGAUCUGGUUUGGGUCUCCGCGGAAGAGUUUGCACUGGAACAGGAUGUUUCACGCAAACUGCUUCCCAAGUGGUUUGGACCUUGGUCUGUGACAGCAGCCGCGGGCGAUGAGCCCGAUGGCCCUUCAUUUGUGAUCAACAUCCCAGAGCAUCUGACGGUCUAUCCGGUCUUCCACGUCUCGAAGCUGGCAACAUACACGCCAACCAAGAGCGACGACUUUUCGGACCGACGAUCGCAGGACCCUCCUUCUAUGGAUGGCCAUCAGGAAGUUGACCGCGUCAUCUCCGAUCGCAAGUACGGCAGCAAGCCGCGACAGUUUAAAGUCAUAUUCAAAGCAUGCGAUCGCGACGACACUCGGUGGAUUUCAGGAGCAGAUUUGAAAGCAUCUGCACCGCUGAUCUACGUGCAUUAUGAAAAGCGGAGGUUAGCUCAGGAAGCUUCAUGACCCGCCCCUCCCACCCGGACUGUGGUCCCUCCCUCAGACAGACAGCUUCGCCCUCGCAGGUAAGCUCGGUUCUUCAAGGAGGGGAGGGUGUGGCAUAGUGCGUAGCCACACGGGCCCUGCAGGGCCUGUCCCAGACAUUCAGCCUAAAAGCCUAAAACUUAGGGCUUACAAGCCCCGUUC
Molecule: messenger RNA, 799 nt
Organism: Chara braunii
Lineage: Eukaryota; Viridiplantae; Streptophyta; Charophyceae; Charales; Characeae
Source: the annotation of a GenBank genome assembly